Messenger RNA from Vairimorpha ceranae, 124 nucleotides. RefSeq lists its product as hypothetical. NCBI's taxonomy places the organism in Eukaryota, Fungi, Microsporidia, Nosematidae. The transcript has a single exon. The record is from RefSeq and is a predicted model, not a curated record. The annotation marks the transcript as partial.
AUGUAUUGCCACCAAAGACACAAAAAUGAAGAUCGACAUCAGGAUUCAGAGUAUAAUCAAGGUCAAGUAAAUAAGCCUGAUAUAUAUAAUAGACAAAAUAAGGAAGAAGAUUAUAGUUGUAAAG